This is a messenger RNA of Engraulis encrasicolus (European anchovy), 1416 nucleotides long. It is a transcript of the gene ube2e3, whose product is annotated as ubiquitin-conjugating enzyme E2E 3 (UBC4/5 homolog, yeast). Gene Ontology annotation, cellular component: nucleus. Gene Ontology annotation, molecular function: ubiquitin conjugating enzyme activity. Lineage: Eukaryota; Metazoa; Chordata; Actinopteri; Clupeiformes; Engraulidae. Bases 35 to 862 code for a protein of 275 amino acids. The transcript is spliced from 6 exons. Gene Ontology annotation, biological process: protein K11-linked ubiquitination; protein K48-linked ubiquitination; protein K63-linked ubiquitination. The record is from RefSeq and is a predicted model, not a curated record.
GGGGGAGGGAGCUGCAAGCCACUUAAACCCAAAGAUGUGGGUCCUGCUGGCCACUCCGCUGUACAGCGCCACCCCUCGGCACAAGCCAAAAUUACAGCGCCUCCUUUCCUUCCGACUCUCCAAUGUUCACAGCUCGGCCGGAGACCGUCGUCUUCCCGGCUCCAUUUCAACAGGAUUUUUUACACUCCUAACCACCCCAGAUCAGGACAAGACCGAUUCUAAGGGGGAAAACAUGUCCAGUGAAAGACAACGUUCAGAUGACGAAAGUCCGAGCACCAGCAGCGGGAGUUCUGAUGCUGAUCAGAGAGAUCCUCCCGUGCCAGAGCCGGAGGAGCAAGAGGAGAGAAAGCAGCCCACACCUCCCCAGCAACAAAAGAAACCCACUAAGCUGUCCAGCAAAACAACGGCGAAAUUGUCCACCAGUGCUAAAAGAAUCCAGAAGGAGCUAGCUGAAAUCACUUUGGAUCCCCCGCCCAACUGCAGUGCGGGGCCAAAAGGAGACAACAUCUACGAGUGGCGGUCCACCAUCUUGGGGCCUCCUGGUUCAGUCUAUGAAGGCGGCGUCUUCUUCCUAGACAUCACCUUCUCGUCCGAUUACCCCUUCAAGCCACCAAAGGUUACCUUCCGCACGAGGAUCUAUCACUGCAACAUCAACAGCCAGGGCGUCAUCUGCUUGGACAUCCUGAAGGACAACUGGAGUCCGGCGCUCACCAUCUCCAAGGUGCUGCUCUCCAUCUGCUCCCUGCUGACCGACUGCAAUCCCGCGGAUCCUCUGGUGGGCAGCAUAGCCACUCAGUACCUGACCAACAGAGCCGAGCAUGACAGGAUAGCUCGACAGUGGACCAAGAGAUACGCCACAUAAGACGGCAGGAUACACCAACCCCCCACCUCCCCCACCCCCCAGCAAAGCCCCCACCCCACUCAUCCCCCCAUCCAUCCAUCCAGCCCAGUCCAGCCCAGCUCAGCCCAGCCCAGCCCAGCCCAGCCCAACCCGGCCCGGCCCGGCCCGGCCCGACUCAACAACAAAACAACACACCAACGCCCUCUCCACCUGUCACCGGAGGUUUCAAAAACCCUCUUCAGAAAGUGGGAAAAAAAACCUGCCUCUUUUUUUUUCCACCCAACCGAAGUGACUGGUCUACCUGUCAUGAGAACUCAUACAUGGGUUUCCCGUUUGUAAACAAUCCCUGUCUGCGCACUCUUCCACCUCUGAUUGUUGGAAACUGCUGUCACUCAAAAAAACGGGCUCACGUGGUUGGCUGCUUAGCAUCGUGCCCCUCCUCACAGCAGGACUGUUUGUAAACGGGAAACCUAUGUAUUACGAUCAGCGGAUUUUGGAUCAAAUUUAUGGCAUGUUUUUUUUUUUUUUUUACUUUCUGAACCUGGGAUUGACACCUCUACUCCGUCAAACUCCCG